Branchiostoma belcheri (Belcher's lancelet) is the source of this 465-nucleotide messenger RNA. Its product is annotated as nyctalopin-like. NCBI's taxonomy places the organism in Eukaryota, Metazoa, Chordata, Leptocardii, Amphioxiformes, Branchiostomatidae. The transcript is spliced from 4 exons. The record is from RefSeq and is a predicted model, not a curated record. Bases 1 to 465 code for a protein of 154 amino acids. Gene Ontology annotation, molecular function: protein binding.
AUGGCAGCAGCAAACGGACACCUCCACCCCUCCAUGAACUGGGAUGCCGAUGACCUANGCUGGCUCGCAUCACUGAAUUUGGGAUCCAACAAGAUAACCAGCCUUAAGUUUGGUACACUCUCAAAUCUACCCGAGCUCCAGACGUUGAUCAUUAACUCCAACCAAAUAUCCAGGAUUGAUGUAGGUGCAAUCUCAAACCUACCCAAGCUCCAAAAGUUGUAUCUUAAUUCCAACCAAAUAUCCAUUAUUAAGCUCUGGUGGUUGGAGCUGCAGCACAACAACAUAAAUAGCAUUCAGGCUGGUGCAUUCUCAAACCUACCCGGGCUCAAACGGUUGUACCUGCAGUGCAAUAAGUUAACCAGCAUUCAGCCUGGCACAUUCUCAAAUCUAAACAGCCUUUUGUAUCUGUGGAACAACCCCUGGCAGUGUGACUCCUGCUGGUCACCAAUUGCAAAGCGCAAAUAA